Messenger RNA from Ciona intestinalis (vase tunicate), 594 nucleotides. The record is from RefSeq and is a predicted model, not a curated record. Lineage: Eukaryota; Metazoa; Chordata; Ascidiacea; Phlebobranchia; Cionidae.
AUGGAUGCGUUUAAUAUUUCCCCAGCUAUUUGUUGGUUCUUAUACAACCUAGCCUGUCAUCCUAAAUAUCAGGAUAAAUGUCGUGGAGAAGUCAAAGAAGUUAUGCAAGGUCGAAAAGACGUUCAACUGUUUGAUAUUGGAAACAUGACAUAUCUUACAAUGUGCUUGAAAGAAAGCAUGAGGUUGCAUUCACCUAUACCGUUUAUUGGACGAAAAGUAAAAAAUCCAAUUAACCUUCACCGACCAGAUAGUAACACUGAGGUUACAUUAUGCCCAGGAGCAACCAUCAUUCCCCAUCUACUUAGUUUACACAGAAAUCCUGACGUGUGGGACGAACCUGGGGUUUACGAUCCUGAAAGGUUUAACACAAAGAAUGCAUCUAGACGUCACCCUUACGCAUAUAUUCCAUUCUCUGCCGGGCCAAGGGUUUGCAUUGGACAAAACUUCGCGCUUGUCGAAAUGAAGCUUACGGUGGCAAAGUUACUUCUGAACUACGAGUUUUAUGUCGACAAAGAUAUCCCCAAACCACAACCGAUUCCAAAUGUAGUUCUGAGGUCGCAAAAUGGACUUCAUGUAAAAUUUAGAAAAAUAUAA